Molecule: messenger RNA, 1824 nt
Organism: Erigeron canadensis
Lineage: Eukaryota; Viridiplantae; Streptophyta; Magnoliopsida; Asterales; Asteraceae
Exons: 3
Coding region: 1-1824 (607 amino acids)
Molecular function (GO): zinc ion binding; nucleic acid binding
Source: RefSeq, a predicted model, not a curated record
AUGAAUAGAGGAGGAAGAAAUGGAGGACGUGGAGGUAGAGGUGGUGGUCGUGGUGGAAAUAAUGGGGUUAAUGAUGGAGAAGGUGAUGGUGGCAAUCCGGAUAUUGCAAACAUGAUCGCUCAGCAAAUAGCUACCGCUAUUCCUGCUAUUGUUACUCAAAAUAAUAAUAAUGAUGUCGGUGUUGGUAAUGUGAAUGGCAAUAACAACAAUAAUAUUGGAGGAGGUAAUAAUGGGUGCACCUAUAGGGAGUUUCAAUAUUGUAAGCCACCAGAUUUUGAUGGCAAUGGAGGAGCAUUGGCAGCCACUAGAUGGAUAGAGAAAAUGGAAGCUGUUAUGGAUAUUAGCAACUGUGCAGAGAAUCAAAAGGUGAAGUAUGUCGCAGUUUCACUGACUAAUAAAGCAUUGACAUGGUGGACCACUGAGAUACAAGCUAGGGGUAGAGUAGCGGCUGUGGGGAUGACAUGGGAUGAGUUUAAGGAAUUACUGUUGGAAGAAUUCUGUCCGAAAAAUGAAAUGCAGAAGUUGGAAAAUGAAUUUUGGAAUCAUUCCAUGGUAGGAGCUAAACAUGCCGCUUACACUGAUCUGUUUCAUGAGCUUGCCAAACUAGUACGUCAUCUAGUUAGACCUGAAUCAAAGAGGAUCCAGAGGUACAUCUAUGGUCUUGUUCCCCAAAUUCGUGGGCUUGUGUCAGCAACUGAGCCAACCACGAUUCAAAGUGCAAUUCAGAAGGCAGGAUCAUUAACGGAUGAAAUGGUGAGGAAUGGGUCAUUGUCUAAGGUUAAUGAGAAAAGGAAGGAUGCUACUGAGAUAAGUGGGUCAAAGAAUACUGAUGGAAAUAACAGGAAGGCUAAAGUGGCAAAGGGGUUGAUGGCAACUGAUACGACUAAGAAUGGAUAUACGGGUCCUGCUCCAAAGUGUGAAAAAUGUCAUUUCCAUCAUUUCCAAAAUUUACCUUGCCGUUUGUGCACAAAUUGCAACCGAUUUGGGCACCUUGCUAGGGAUUGUCGAGCGGGAGUCAAGCAGGUGGCUCUGAGGGGUAAUAAUCCCAAUCAAAUACUAGCAAUUGGUGGAACUCAGAAUCAAGGAAAUAAUCAGGGACAGAGAGCUAGCAAUCAGAUUCAAGUGGUAGCUAUUGGAGGGUAUCGGACUCAAGGGAAUAAUGCCAACCAAGCCCGUGGGAGAGCAUUUGUCAUGGGAGCAAAUGAAGCUCGUCAAGACCCAAAUAUUGUGACGGGUACGUUCCUCUUAAACAAUCACUUUGCUACAACAUUAUUCGACUCUGGUGCUGAGUACAGUUUUGUUUCUACUAAGUUUAUGUCACACCUAAAUAUAGAGGCCAAUAGUUUGAAUACUUAUUACUUAGUUGAAGUAGCUAAUGGGAAGUUUGUUAGAGUCGAUAAAAUCGUUAGUGAUUGUGCCUUAGAAAUAGAGGGUCAUCUGUUCAGUAUUAACCUUCUGCCUUUCUCGCUAAGAAGUUUUGACGUAGUUAUUGGUAUGGAUUGGCUAUCGAAGCAUAGAGCCGAGAUAGUUUGCUAUGAGAAGGUGGUCCUUAUACCGUUAGGGAAUGGUGACAUGUUGCUUAUAUAUGGUGAGCGGGCGGAGGAAAAUCAGAAGCACCUCAUGGGAAUUCAGGCUAACAAGAAGAAACUCGAAGAUAUUCCUAUCGUACGGAAUUUUCCACAAGUUUUUCCCGAAGAUCUAACAGGAUUACCACCUAUAAGACAAGUCGAAUUCCGCAUAGAUCUCAUUUCCGGAGCGACCCCAGUUGCCAAAGCUCCAUACCGUUUAACACGUGAAAUGCAAGAGCUGUCAAAUCAACUCUAA